UUAUAAACAAGAGUUAUUUUCCUAUGUUCGAGAUGGCCAUAAUUUUUUUUUAAAUCAAUGUUUUGUGAUUUCGUGCGGUAAAACAUCCGGAAAUGAGUUCUUCCGCAUUCGUCGGAAAUAAGUAGUGGGAAAAGAAGCGAGGUCGUUCGAAGUUGUUCAAAGCACACGGCUGUGUUGGCAGAGAGGAGGUCCUUCCGAGAGGUCUGCGCCUCGAUAUGGGGCUCGGCGUGUGCGGUCAGUGCCGUGGUCAACCAAAACGUGUCGUUCGUUCGAUGAAGAAAUGUUGGUUUCUUUGUGCGCGUUAAACAAAUUUGUUCAAUAACAUGAGGCACUUAUUUACAGACCCAUUUAGGUGCUUUAACGAUCGAUUUUUUAUCAGCUAAUAACAAUGAGCAAUGCACGGACGGUUUGCUUUAUUGUAAACUGAAGGACCGCAAGAGUUGCAGAGUGGAUAUUAUUGAAAGUUUCGUGGAAAUCCGGUUCGAGAUAGACACUUUUGGCCUAGGACAGCCCUUUUUUAAGAAACUACUUCGUACUUAUUUUUCAACAUAAAUAAAAAUGACUGUGAAUAGUACGACGAGUGGUCACCCUACAACUGGGGAUGGUUCCGUUACAAGAAGAGGCCACAGGAGGCAAGAAUCAAUGUAUGCAAUGACCGGUUUAUAUUCGGAGGGGGUUCCCGAAGAAGAAACAACAGCGGAAACGGAAACGGAACCAACUAAACCACCCCUGCCACCGACAAAUUAUUGCCAUGACACCGUCGUGAAGUGUCAUAGCAGGAAUCCUUCAACUGGAUUUGACAGAGAUAAAGCGACACGUAGUGCUUUAUAUAUCGAAACGCCAGCUGUGAUAAUAAAGGAUGCAAAAGAAUGUGGAAUACUCAAGUGCCGACCAAGUUUCAUACAAAAAUAUGCCGGUAUAAAGUGUUUUGUUUUACUGUUAUCGUUCCUGGUAACCCUUCAACAAGCCUUGAGUUCGGGUUACAUAAACUCUGUGAUAACGACGAUAGAAAAACGAUUCGACAUCCCUUCGAGUCUAUCCGGUUCGAUCGCGUCGUCUUACGAAAUCGGGAAUGUGAUAACGGUGAUUUUCGUCAGCUAUUUGGGCAGUCGAAGACACAUUCCUGUUUGGAUCGGAGUUGGAGCGGUGAUUAUGGGAAUCGGUUCGCUAAUUUUUACGAUACCGCACUUUAUUUCCGAAGAGCACGGGAGCGGUGCAAAUGCUAAUGCAACCGCUGAAAAUAUGUGCCGGGUAGUUUCGGUUAGAGAACAAGACAUGGGAUUAGGACGAUUAUCGUCGGGCUUAUCGUCGCCUAAUUUAGGACCACACAACAAUUUGCGAGGAGAUAAUUGUAUAAAAGGGACCCCAUCAACUACAAUUCCAGUGCUUCUUUUCGUUUUAGCACAGUUAUUAUUGGGUUGUGGUGGGUCGCCUUUGUUUACUUUAGGAACGACAUACGUUGAUGAUCACGUUAAAUCAGAUAGUUCGUCAAUGUAUAUUGGUUGUAUGUACAGUAUGGCUGCAUUUGGACCUGUGUUAGGAUUCUUAUUGGGGGCUUAUUUAUUAUCGUUUCAUGUAGAUUCAUUUUCAAAUUUAAUUGAUAUAGGUCCUGGUGAUCGCCGUUGGGUGGGAAUGUGGUGGGGUGGAUUUCUUUUAAGCGGGGUCCUUCUGCUUUUAGUUUCCAUACCAUUUUUUUCUUUCCCGAAAGUGUUGUCAGUUGAAAAGGAACGCAAACGACUUACAGAAAAAACUGCCACUGUAACUAGCACUAAUUCUAUUGUACCUACACAAAAACCAUCUGGUAAUACUACUAAUGAUUCUGGAUAUGGAAAGGAUAUUAAAGAUAUUCCCCGUUCAAUGUGGCGUUUAGCUUGCAACCCCGUUUAUAUUGUAACGUGUCUUGGAGCCUGCAUGGAACUCGUUAUUGUAUCCGGAUUUGUUGUAUUCUUACCAAAGUACUUAGAAACACAAUUCAGAUUAGGUAAAAGUCAAGCUAGCGUUUUCACAGGUUCAAUAGCUAUUCCAGGGGCUUGUAUAGGAAUAUUUAUGGGCGGUUGGAUCUUACAAAAAAUGGAGCUCCGCCCGAAAGGUGCGGUGCAAUUCGUUUUGAUCUCAAACACGAUGUGCCUGCUUUGUUACGCGUUACUCUUCUUCCUUGGUUGUGACAAUCUAAAAAUGGCCGGCACAACCAUUCCGUAUUUUAAUAGCACGCUCGCCGAACCGUUCGAAGUCAAUCUAACGUCAUCAUGCAAUUUUGGUUGCGAAUGCACGACGAAUGACGUCGAACCGGUUUGUGGUAACAAUGGCUUAACGUACUUUAGCCCGUGUCACGCGGGCUGCACGUCGAUACUUAGAUCUAAUUAUACCAACUGUGCCUGUAUUCAUGGAAAUAUGAGCUUAAUUGGUGGCACAACUUCCGCUAUGUCAAUAUCAAGAGACGACUACGCUGAAGUUACUGUAGUCCCAGUUGCAACAGCUGGGCCAUGUAAUUCUUCGUGUCACACAAUUUACCCAUUUUUAAUACUUUUAUUCUUUAUGACGUUUAUAGUUGCAAUUACACAAAUGCCACUAUUAAUGAUAGUACUUAGAUCUGUAAGUGAAGAAGAACGUUCAUUCGCAUUAGGAAUGCAAUUUGUUAUAUUUCGUCUCUUUGGAUAUAUCCCAGCGCCGAUUUUAUUCGGGAAUUUAAUAGAUUCAACGUGCCUCCUUUGGAAAAGUUCAUGUGAUGAAAAAGCCGGGCGCUGUUUACUUUACGAUAUCGAACAAUUCCGAUAUCGUUAUGUGGGUCUUUGUGGUGGCAUUAAAAUCCUGGCCCUUGGUAUUUUCACUUUGGAUUGGUGGUUAGUUCGUCGUCGUAAACGGCUCGAUGAAACCGCUGUAAUAACAGUUAAUGAAGUCGUCGGUUCAAUUAUAAGUUUGGAUAAACUGUUUGAACAAAAAAAUUCACACAGACGUCACCGUCGAAAUUUAAGUUCAGUAUCGACGUAUUCAUGUCCACCGAUUCCAAAUCCGUCAACCAUGAAGGCCUUAUACUCAUCUCAACGGACAAUUUCUAGUCACGACUCGAAACAGAAUAAAGUUGAUUUGAGUCUGUCGCUGAGGAGAGAAAUAAAACCGAUCGUCGACGUCGAAAAAAAAUUAGAUGAAGAAGAGAAAAAAGUUGAUCUAGAAUCUGCAAACACCGCCGCGGAAUAGUUUCUAAUGAAUAAAAAUAAAAGAAGGGUAAAA
Messenger RNA from Onthophagus taurus, 3228 nucleotides. RefSeq names its product Organic anion transporting polypeptide 30B (gene Oatp30B). The record is from RefSeq and is a predicted model, not a curated record. Gene Ontology annotation, molecular function: protein binding. Gene Ontology annotation, biological process: transmembrane transport; sodium-independent organic anion transport. Lineage: Eukaryota; Metazoa; Arthropoda; Insecta; Coleoptera; Scarabaeidae. Gene Ontology annotation, cellular component: basolateral plasma membrane.